Nymphaea colorata (pocket water lily) is the source of this 1859-nucleotide messenger RNA. Its product is annotated as RING-H2 finger protein ATL74-like. NCBI's taxonomy places the organism in Eukaryota, Viridiplantae, Streptophyta, Magnoliopsida, Nymphaeales, Nymphaeaceae. The coding region runs from base 505 to 1116 and encodes 203 amino acids. The record is from RefSeq and is a predicted model, not a curated record. The transcript is spliced from 2 exons.
GUUACAUAAUCUUUUUAUCUGCCGUAUAUAUUCUACAGAUGCAGAUCAAGUUGUACACCAGGAAAUAUGGAAUCCGUGGCCUGUGUACAAGUCAAGCAAAGAGCAGUUGGUUGGUCCAGGAAUCUGCGGAAAGGACGUAAAGGGUGGAGGGAGGGCGAAAUUCCAAUCGGCCCAAUCCUGACCAUCCAUGCCAAUAUCUGUUGCGUAUCGCAACUUUGUUCUGAUACCCGCAUGCACCGAUGAUAGCAAUCUUGUCUCUUUGUUUUCGUCCUCCUUUGAAGUUUUCUGUACCUACUCCACUAUUGAGACUCGAGAGAAACCACCGCCUAUCGGCGACAAAUAACAGUGCAAAAUUCUUAAUCUGUAGAGUCCUUCUGUCGUGCAUUUUCUGAUUUCCUGCACUCCCCAGUCCCCAUGUGCUGAUGUUCCAUCUCUUAUCUUUCUAACCUAGAAUUUCACGUAUCCCCAUCAAACUAAUCUGACUGUGACUUCAGAAGGGGUGGGAUGAAUAAGAGGAUUGUAGGGAUUGCCACACAGGUAAUGGUCAUGGCAAUCAUCAUUUCUAUCAUUUUGCUGUUCAUUGGUAUUGGGGUUUUGGUGUUCAUACAUAUCUGUGUUGUGGGUAGGGCUAUUAGGAGAGGGCUUAGCAAUAUAGGGGCAGACAGGAACAUUGGUGUGCGUGAUGGAAUGAGCAAAGAUGAGCUAGAGAGGCUUCCUUGCUUUCACUAUGGAUGUGUGGGGGAGAAGGGUAGCCCUGUUCCUUGUGCUGUCUGCUUGGAAAGUUUCGAGACGGGUGAUAAAUGUAGAUUGUUGCCUCUUUGCAAACAUAGUUUCCAUGCUGAGUGUGUCGACUUAUGGCUGCUCAAGACGCCAUUUUGUCCCAUAUGCCGGUCGUGCACCCUCUUGAAGGCAGUCGAUGAUUUGGAAUUGGGAAGUGGCAGAGGUCCUGUGAGUGUGGCUGAUGAACUGGGAACUGCUCAACCUAUUGCAAUUGGGAUUCCGGUGAGCCCAGACCCAUCUUCUUUGGCUGUGGCUCCUUUGACUGGUUCUCCUAUUGUUGGCUCCACUCCUCAGGUUUCAACAGUUAAUGAAAUGGUUUCUGCUCCUAAUUCCUGAAUCUACUGUGUGUAGUCUCUUUAUGAUGGCAGGGAUGGUGGAUCUACUCUACUUUUCGUGUAUUUGAUCUCAAGAAAAGUAGAUAUCUUUGUUAUUCUUAACAGUGAUUGGCCCAAAUUGUUACUUUGAUUUUGCUUCUCUUACGGGUUGUUACUCGGGGGCUUCUUCAACAGGCUUGGUAUUUUCAGGUUCUGAUAAGCCAAUGUGAACAGGGCAGUGAAUACAUGAUGAGAUACUAAAUGAAGACAGAAGAGUGCAGUUUAUUUGAGUUUUUAGGAGAUGUCUUCUGUUUAUUGACUGGUUAUACGUGUUUUUUCUCUGUUUUCUUUAAUAUGGUGGCAUUAAACCAUCUUUGCUUCUGUUGAAAGUUCGGACGAAAUUGUUAUAUACGACUAUAUUUUUUCUUACACGUAAAAAAUCUCGAACCUUGUCAGAGUCGAUUGACACCGUACUUUAUGCUGUGAGACAGAGAACAGCUGGAGAAAUCUGGUGAAAUAUAAACAUUCAGCUGGCUCAGGGAUGAACUUAUUUAGCAGUGCUGCUGAUGCUAAUUUGUUUUAUUGUAAUCUCUUAGGCUAUGUCUGAUUCAUUAGAUGCAUAGGUAAACUAAUUAUCUGGAUUCUGGACUAGACUGAAGCUAAGUGUUAGUGUUGUAACACAUAUUCUGUGGCAAAAGAGCUUUUCAUUUUAUCAGGUUUGUUAAGCAUAUUUGGUUCCUUGGUUCACAUUUUAUACUUUUGCCA